GAAUAGCUGGAAGAGGGGGCGGGUAAACAAAAUCAUGUUAUGUGACGUUGUGAAACAUUACCGCCUUGAACUGGCAAAACACACAACUGGUAUCUUUAUGGUAUUUGGCCUAUUUUACCCUUUGAUAACUUCUUGAGAAGAUGCUUCCAGCACCUGCAGUCUUUCAUUUCCUUUGGGAAGUCAACUCUGGUCCAGUCAAGGAGGGAGAUUCAGUGAGAACACUUGGAAGCAUGCAGCACCAAGUUGUUGUUCAGACUACAUUUGUGGAACCCUUUGACCCCAUCAUUGGAGCCCAGUACAUAGUUCUGGGCGAGAUUGAAAAAGCAGAGGGAGGUGAUGGUGUGAUGGCUCAUGCCCGUGUGCUGAACUGUGUGGAUGGGGUCAACCUAGUCCUGCUACAGAGAGGUGUCAAUGAACAGAGGAGCUACUUCAGAGAGAGGGGGGAGAGCAAGGGAGAUGCUGCUACUGCUGCUCGGCCACCUGCUCCUCUCUGACCUGGACCCCAAUAAGAAUUCAUCUGAUACAGUGCUACUAGUGGAAAGUUAUGAACCAGGUGGAAUUUAAUGACAUGUUGUAAUGUUUAUAUGACCUCAGAUGGAUCGUGUCAAAAGGUCAGAUUUUUUUAUGGUCGGGACAUUUUCCCAAAUAGCCGAUUUACAUGGGGAUGUCAAGAAUUAUGAGACUCUGCCUUUCGCUAAUUUAGAAUGGCGAAGGGUGGAAUUGGGAUAUAACAAGACUUCUGAUGAAAUCCUGAUUCGAUACACAAAAGCUGCUUGUUCUGGUGCACUGUAAAGUCCUGCCAUUAUUUGUCAUACGAUAUCAAUUCUGGAAGUCACCCUCUUCCUGCUGACAGAGUUAGGCAAGUUCACUGAAUGUUGGGUCAGGUGUAUGAAGUAGAUCAAGAAUGCAUACUUACAUUCUUAUUGUAGCUAAUCUAAGAUAAGAGAGAAUGUUUGAUGUAGCCAUUUAUGCAAUGGUUAUAUUUGUGAAUGAAAACUGAUAUGUAGCUUGGAAAUGUACAUUUGUGAGAAACAAACAAAUAAAUUAUUUUUGAUUUGAUAUUAGAUGUA
Molecule: messenger RNA, 1070 nt
Organism: Oncorhynchus mykiss (rainbow trout)
Lineage: Eukaryota; Metazoa; Chordata; Actinopteri; Salmoniformes; Salmonidae
Product: CST complex subunit TEN1
Biological process (GO): negative regulation of telomere maintenance via telomerase
Cellular component (GO): CST complex
Molecular function (GO): single-stranded DNA binding; telomerase inhibitor activity; telomeric repeat DNA binding
Source: RefSeq, a predicted model, not a curated record